AUGACGUCAUUCCUCCGCCAAGCUAAAUUAAAUGAUAUCAUUACUCUUGACAGUUAUGCCUUGACGGAAACAAGCUCAUCUACCUCAAGUGUACGUUUGGUGGAUUCAUUGAAGUACUUGACAAUGAGUCUCUCAGCUGUUGAAAAGGCUUCUAAAGUGGACUCGGUCAAAGGAGAUUUUCCCGUGUUGUUCAUCAAGGAGGAAAAUUUCGAUUACGUCGGACCGAUUCCGGACAACAUACCUUCCUCGGUCAGAAAGGAACUUGUUGAAUACUUGGCCAAAGCAAGAGAACAAGGUCAAACAAAAAGACACAGUCGAAAAAAUGGAUAA
Molecule: messenger RNA, 330 nt
Organism: Caenorhabditis remanei
Lineage: Eukaryota; Metazoa; Nematoda; Chromadorea; Rhabditida; Rhabditidae
Exons: 3
Coding region: 1-330 (109 amino acids)
Molecular function (GO): nucleic acid binding
Source: RefSeq, a predicted model, not a curated record